This is a messenger RNA of Phoenix dactylifera (date palm), 2114 nucleotides long. It is a transcript of the gene NPC6, whose product is annotated as non-specific phospholipase C6. Gene Ontology annotation, molecular function: hydrolase activity, acting on ester bonds. Gene Ontology annotation, biological process: phospholipid catabolic process. NCBI's taxonomy places the organism in Eukaryota, Viridiplantae, Streptophyta, Magnoliopsida, Arecales, Arecaceae. The record is from RefSeq and is a predicted model, not a curated record.
CCUACAACACCAUGUAGAUCAUGAGAAAUAUCUCCACUCCUCCCUCUACUUUUGAGACCCUCUUCACUGCUUCUUCCACCUUUUCUUAGAACAGUCUCCAACCCAAUGCCCACAUCCACUUCACCUCUCCAUCCCUUCAUAUCAGUUCUCAGAAAUAGCCAGCUUCUCUAACAACAUCUCUUCAAGCUCUAGAAGUCGUCAAAAGAUCCAUCUUUUCCCACUCCAUUUCUAGUCCUCAAGCAUCUCCAUCCAAUAUCCAUGCCAAGAUCCAACUCCACACCCCAGCUCUCCCUUCCCGUUCUUCUCUUGCUCCUCCUCGCCACCUCGCUUCGUCCCUACCACCUCAAUGCCGCCCAACAGCAGCCCAUCAAGGCCAUUGUGGUCCUUGUCUUGGAGAACCGCUCCUUCGACCACAUGCUCGGCUGGAUGAAGCAAUCCGUCAACCCGGCCAUCGACGGCCUCACCGGCAACGAAUGCAACCCGCAUUCGACGGCGGCCCCCGAUUCGCAGCGCGUCUGCGUCUCCGACGAUGCCCAGUUCGUCGAUCCCGACCCCGGGCACUCCUUCGAGGACGUGAUGGAGCAGGUCUUCGGCUCCGGCACCAUCCCUUCCAUGUCGGGGUUCGUGCAGCAAGCGCUCACCAUAUCCGGCAACCUCUCCGACGCCGUCAUGAAGGGCUUCAAGCCGGAGAGUGUGCCGGUCUUCGCCGCCUUGGUCCGAGAAUUCGCGGUGUUCGACCGGUGGUUCUCGUCGAUUCCCGGCCCGACGCAGCCCAACAGGCUGUUCGUGUACUCCGCUACAUCCCAUGGCGCGGUGAGGCACGAUAAGUGGAAUCUCAUCCGAGGGUAUCCGCAAAAGACCAUCUUUGAUUCGCUACACGAGGAUGGAUUGGAUUUUGAUGUCUACUUUCAGAACAUUCCCACUACUCUGUUCUACAGGAAUCUGAGGAGAUUGAGGCACAUCUCAAAAUUCCAUCUUUUCAAAGCCUUCAAGGAUCGUGCGAAGAAGGGGAAAUUGCGGAACUUGAGUGUGAUCGAGCCGAGGUACUUUGAUCUGGCGGCGCUUCAGGCGGACGACGACCAUCCUUCGCAUGAUGUUGCUAAUGGGCAGAAGCUGGUGAAGGAGGUUUAUGAGGCAUUGAGGUCGAGCCCGCAGUGGAAUGAGAGCCUCUUGAUCAUAUCUUAUGAUGAGCAUGGCGGAUUCUAUGAUCAUGUGACCACUCCUUAUAGAGGAGUUCCCAAUCCUGAUGGAAUUAUGGGACCGGAGCCAUUCUUCUUCGGGUUUGAUCGGCUGGGAGUUCGAAUUCCGACGAUCAUGGUCUCACCCUGGAUCAACAAAGGAACAGUGGUAAACAGACCAAAUGGACCGAGUGCGAGCUCGGAAUAUGAACACUCUUCGAUACCUGCAACCAUAAAAAAGAUGUUCAACCUCACAUCAGAUUUCUUGACGAAGAGAGAUGCCUGGGCAGGGACGUUUGAGCACAUUGUAGGUGAAUUAUCGUCGCCAAGAACAGACUGCCCAGACAUUCUGCCAGAUGUAGCUCCUUUAAGACAAGCUAAAGCGAAAGAAGAUAACUGGCUAUCAGAGUUUCAGGGCGAGUUGGUUGAGUUGGCUGCUGUUCUUAAUGGUGACUAUUUCUUAAACAGCUUCGGCCAUGAAAUGAGCAAGAAGAUGACUGUCAAGGAGGCAAGUGCAUAUGUAAACCAAGCUGUUUCAAGAUUCCUGCAAGCAAGCAAACAAGCCAUCAGGUUGGGUGCAGAUGAAUCGGCCAUUGUAAAUAUGAGGUCAUCUCUGACAUCCACCACCACAACCCCAUGAUCAGUAAAACCCAAUCCGAUCAUUGUCUCUUUCUCAUGCAUCUACACUAAAAUGAUUACCAUCAGCUCCUCAAGAUUGUCCUCUAACUCCACUCAAGGGAAGAGACAACUUUGAGAACCUUGUAGAAUACUAGCCAGAGAGUAUAGCAUAAUGUAGCUUAUAUGACCACCAUAACAGCCUUAUAAACAUCAGUAUGUUGUGAAUUGUGAUAUAAUGGUAGCUUAUACUGCAUGCUAUGUUACAAUUAAGAGCUUCUACCAAAUAAAUUUGAGUACUUCUAGCGUAUAUUUUAAAAA